GAAAGAAAAUGAGGGCUUUCUUCGCUUUCUUGUUCACUCUGUAUAACAUGCAUAUGGUGAAAGGAUUUGGAAAUGUUCUGAGUUCUCAGGAUCUUAAGUCAAAUGAUCCUUUAAUGAAAGCUUUUGUUGAAGAGCUAGUGGCAAAUGCUCUUUCUGAACUAAGGACAACAGUUGACAAACAAGCAAAGACAAUAUCUAAGCUUCAAUCAACAGUAAAUCGCCAAGUGACCAAACUUACCAAUCUCCAGUCAGCCGUCCGUCGUCAUGAAGCUAUGGAGAUUGAGUUAUUGCAAAAGCUCAGUCGACAAGAAGCGAGGAUAGCUGUACUUGAAUCAAGCCGUGCGCCACAGGAACACGCCAAUACGUCUGUCAAAUAUACAGCAAACAACGGCAUCCAGCGCAUUCGAAAUGCGCCGGAUAUUCCGGUAGCGUUCACUGCCGUCAAAAUGGCCAGCCAGGCAAACAUUGGCGUCAAUCAGAACAUCUUAUUUGACAACGUCAUCCUGAACGAGGGCAACGGCUACCAUUCACAGCAUGGCAUCUUCAUUGCUCCAAUAAAUGGGUUAUAUUUGAUAACUGCAACUCUCCUUCACAGUCCCAUAAAUCAGUACUUCCACGCUGCGAUAAUGCACCAGGGAAACGAAAUAGCGAGGCUACAUGGUACCAUUAACAUCUAUGACGCGUCCACCCAAACAGUGAUUCUUAGGGUCACUGCUGGUGAAGAAAUAUGGGUACGAUCUGUUGACUAUGUAAAUGAAAACGUCGUCGGAGGUAGAUAUUCUUCCUUCUCAGGCUACUUGCUCAUGCCAACAGAAUAACUCUCUGUUUCUGUAUAUACAUAAAUAAAGGGCGAAAGAAGUU
This is a messenger RNA of Mya arenaria, 861 nucleotides long. RefSeq lists its product as uncharacterized. The record is from RefSeq and is a predicted model, not a curated record. Lineage: Eukaryota; Metazoa; Mollusca; Bivalvia; Myida; Myidae. The transcript has 3 exons. Bases 9 to 818 code for a protein of 269 amino acids. Gene Ontology annotation, molecular function: protein binding.